AUGACCCCAAGGAAUAUGGCCUACAUAGUCUGCGUUCAGGGGAUGCUACAGCUGCUAUUAGUAAUAACGCUUCCAAUAUGAGCCGUUUUCUGAGAGGUUGUUAAAACUUCAUGGGCGCUGGAAAACAGACGAAGCGAAAGACAUGUACGUGUUAGAGACAGAAUGUAAUCGUUUAAGUGUGACGAAAUAUUUAGGUAUUUAG
Molecule: messenger RNA, 202 nt
Organism: Porites lobata
Lineage: Eukaryota; Metazoa; Cnidaria; Anthozoa; Scleractinia; Poritidae
Source: the annotation of a GenBank genome assembly